Zychaea mexicana is the source of this 1073-nucleotide messenger RNA. RefSeq lists its product as uncharacterized. The record is from RefSeq and is a predicted model, not a curated record. The transcript has 2 exons. Bases 98 to 796 code for a protein of 232 amino acids. Lineage: Eukaryota; Fungi; Mucoromycota; Mucoromycetes; Mucorales; Lichtheimiaceae.
UUCCUUUUUCUUUUCUUUUCUGUAUACGUACCUCCAUUCCUUUGAGUAUCUCAACCAACCCAUUCCUUCAUCCUCACUCUUACCAAUUUCUAUAAUAAUGGAUGUGGCAGGCUUUUUUGUAUGGCUUUGGAUUAUCGUUAUGUGGAUUAUCAUCGCUGUUGUCUGGUAUUAUCUUUUUGUACCUUGUAUAUGUGGUCUUCUCGUGGAGUUAUGGUACGCAAUUGGAUGUGCAGAGCUUUUUUAUCGACUCACACCAGACGAAUUCCGGGUCUAUCCAAGGGACGAAUACGUUCCUGAAUAUCAUGAGCCACUUUACAUGUGUUAUUGCAAUCCUUCGGUCUGUCUGUACAUGGGAUGGCAUUUUUGGGCUCGAACGUCACGAAAGCUGCGCAACUAUUACCAAAAACGAUUCGAUGGCAGUAAUAGUAGUACAACAAGCACCCAAUGGCGGAGAUUCAAUGUAUUCAGAUCAUCAACACUAUACGAAUCACUUCUUCCGAUGACACGGACGACGACGACGGCUAUAAUACCGAAAUUAUCAUCAAUAACAACAAAGAUAAAGAAAUUUAUAACGGCUUCAUCAUCGUCGUCAUCUACUGCUACUACUACUACUAAUGAAGCACAAAAUCAUGUUUUGGUCGAAAUGAACGAGUUUGGCGACGACGGCAAUGGCGAAGACAAGCACUCAUAUCAUAGCUUCGCUACUACUAGCAAUGCUUCAAACGACGAAUUGCUCGAGAAUAACGAUUACGCACAAAGAGACGAGGCAACAGUACCGUUAUUGCAACAGCAAUAGUGGCAGAAAAAAACAGUUUAUGCUGUUUCUUUACGUCAACCUUAUCCACACAUCACCACACUAUCUAAUACCCGCUCAACAUGCAGUUGCAUCAAAGUUGAGUAAUAUCAUCAGUUGCUGGUGACAUUGUUUUAUGCUGUAUAUUUAAACUAUAUAUAAAGUACCUUAUGUAAUUUACAUGUUCUUUUAUUUUAUUUUCAAACCUGUAGAAAUGAGACAGAACGUGCACGUUAAAAGAGAAGCUUAUGACGAUGAUAUGUUGUAGAUUGGUGGAUAU